AUGAGCGGCCUUCCCACGGCGCCGACGAAGCAGCCCUCGCAACCGCCCCAGGGAACCUCGAGCCAUGGCAGCCCGCCCUCGCUUCCGCCGGGAACGAGCCCUAGAAAGGAGAGGGGAGCAAUAGCAGCUCAGGCCUGCGACACUUGCCGAAGCCGCAAGCAGAGAUGCGACGAACAACGGCCCAAGUGUGGCACAUGCCAGAAGUUCCGGCUCGAAUGCAACUACCGGGAGCCCCAACCGACAAAGAAAGACAAGACGCUGGUGGAGAUACUCGAUCGGAUCAAGACUCUGGAGGGCAAGAUCGACAGCUUCAGCCAGCGGUCGCACAUCAUGCCGUCGACAGCGGCGUAUUCGUUGCAGCCCAGCUCGCUGCCUUCCCCGGUGCCCACCGCUGAGGGGACUGCUGGCCCGUCGGUGCGUGCCGCCUCGCCCUUCAAUUUCUCCGAAACCUCCACCGCCACGGCCAGAGGAGGCAAUCACUACCAAUACGUGUCUUCGGUGCACGAGAUGCUGGGCUGGCCGGCGAUACAGCAGCUGUUCGCCUCGGUACAGCCCAAGGUCUCCAGAAUUGACCUGUCUUCCUUUGAAAGGGAGGGAGCGCCGAGCGUACUCGCUCGACAUUCGACCCCUCCAGAGCUGCCCAACGACACGGGUGCUGCCCUCGGGGGAGGCCCUCCCAUCGGCAUCCACAACGCAGUGUCAGGCCGGCCCCCUAUUACCGGUUCGGAUUUGGGCUGGGAGACCAUGCUGUCGCUGAGCAAGGCUUACUUUGACAGCUUCAACCUCCUUUGUCCCAUUCUCAACCGCCAGGCCUUCAUGUCCGACACGCUGCCCGCCGUGUUCAGCAACGGUUUCAGCGAUGACAUGGCGUCAACCAUCGCACUUCUCGUCCUCGCGUUGGGAGAGGUCGCCAUCGCAGAUUCUACCGGUAUUCCGGUCCAUGUCUACAACGGCCGGGCGAGCGGUAUAAAAGGCGGGACCAAGGACCGGCCGCCGGGCUUGGAACUCUUCAACGAGGCGAGGCGGCGCAUGGGCCUCCAUCUGACGGAGUGCAGCCUCGAGUGCUCCCAGAUGUUUGAGCUCGCAAGUAUCUAUUGCGGAACCUGCUUCCGCCCCCUGGACUUCUGGCGGAUGACCACAUUCGCGUCUAUCGCCUGCCAAAUGUUCAUCAGGAGCCACCCUGGCCUGCUGUCUUCGGCACAGGCAGAUUUGACGCGGAGAGUGUUUUGGCACAUCUCCAUUAUGGAAACCGGGUUGAAUCUCGAGCUCGGACUUCCGCUCACAGGGCUGGAGAAGAUGGAGUCCAUCGUUGGGCUCCCCGAUUUCAGCAGCCCAUUCUCGGAAGAAGACUACAUCAGCAACCAGGAGUCGCAUUUCCAAGAGCAUUCCGCCUCGCAAAUCGUCCUGAGACGGCUGCUGGUGAACUUUCACAGCGUCUUGAGCCAGGCAUCCUCAUCGCUCGGGGCAAUGUCGACGCCGUUUAGCCCAACGACGACGACAAUCGCAGGGGUCAACCAACUCACCAUACACCAGCUCGCGGUGCAGCUAGAACAAUGGCGCGGCAUGCUCCCUGUCCACCUGCGGUGGGACGAGAGCUCGCCGGGGGCCUUUCCCAACACCAACGCAGACCCCUUCAACGCGGCGCUCUUCACCCCGGCGACCACACCAAUUUCGCCCGCCAUCUCAGCCACGGCACAACAAUCAGCAGCCGUUCCGCCGACCGGCGUGACCGCGCCGCUCAUGUUCACCACCGACCUCGACGCCCCGCCAUCGCGAUACCCGUACGUGCUCGACAUCCAGGUCGCCCUCCUGCGCUCGCGGUACUACUACACCAAGUUCCUGAUCCACCGCCCCUUUGUGUACAAGGCCCUGCACCACCCGGACGCCAUGACGCACGACGACGCCGUCGGCGUGGCCGAGUGUCUCAAGGCGUGCCUGAAGUGGCCCGUCGCCAUGUCGCCGACCUGCAAGAACAAGCGGCUCAUCCCCUGCAGCUUCUUCUUCACGCGCAACUUUUUCGGCAUCCUGGUGCUGCUGCACAUGAGCACGACCGUGCCCAUCCUCCGGCGCAUCCGCAGCACGCUGUGUGGCGAGCGCUUCGAGCUGGACGCCAGCGAGACGGUCGGCCUCUACGUCGACUGGCUUAGGGACCUGAAGGAGGUGGAUGCCGGCACCGUGUGGCAGUGGGAGAUUAUCCGGGCCGUGUAUGGUCUGGAGGAAUGAGACAACGAAUAGUAGUACCUACUAUGUUGCAUUUUGGAACAGUAG
This is a messenger RNA of Chaetomium strumarium, 2268 nucleotides long. RefSeq lists its product as uncharacterized. Gene Ontology annotation, molecular function: DNA binding; zinc ion binding; DNA-binding transcription factor activity, RNA polymerase II-specific. Gene Ontology annotation, biological process: DNA-templated transcription; regulation of DNA-templated transcription. The transcript is spliced from 7 exons. NCBI's taxonomy places the organism in Eukaryota, Fungi, Ascomycota, Sordariomycetes, Sordariales, Chaetomiaceae. The record is from RefSeq and is a predicted model, not a curated record. Bases 1 to 2223 code for a protein of 740 amino acids.